Lagopus muta (rock ptarmigan) is the source of this 2553-nucleotide messenger RNA. It is a transcript of the gene BIVM, whose product is annotated as basic, immunoglobulin-like variable motif containing. The transcript is spliced from 11 exons. Gene Ontology annotation, biological process: nucleotide-excision repair. Bases 664 to 2253 code for a protein of 529 amino acids. Gene Ontology annotation, molecular function: single-stranded DNA binding; DNA endonuclease activity. Gene Ontology annotation, cellular component: nucleus. The record is from RefSeq and is a predicted model, not a curated record. NCBI's taxonomy places the organism in Eukaryota, Metazoa, Chordata, Aves, Galliformes, Phasianidae.
GCACGGCCUUUCCCCUCUUUGGCCCUCUGUCCUCUGUGCAGCGGGCGUUUCCGGCGAGCCCCGACCCCGCGGUGGGCCCGUCCUUUUCCGCUCGCGGCUGUUAGCUCUGGAGCCGAGUGGAGGCGGCGCGGCCUCGCUGCGGUUGUGUCACUGCCUUCUGCAGGGCAGCGCCGGCGGUUGUUUGCGGGCGCGUUUUGUGGCACGGGAGGGCUCGAACGCUGUCGGCUGCGCUCCGUAACCAGACGUGGGGGUGCGGAGCGGAGCUCAGCUCCUGCCUGAUGCAGGGUUUCCAUCUGUGGAGCGUGUUUGUGCUCAUACGUGCGAGUUGCUGACAUGAUGCAUAGCAAAUACAACCGACUUGCUUGUUAAAGACUGAUAAUCAAAAGCCUGAUAAAUUAGGUUUUGAGAAUUCUUAGCUAUCAACAAAACCUGGCACUUUUCUUCUGCACUUUAUGAAGAAUGAGAGGCACGCUGAAAAUAAAAGGGAGCCCUUCGUAGUUGUAUAAGAAAAGCAGUGAACAGGCUGGUUCCGGUGCUGGCAGUUUGCAAUAAGCAGAGAUACCUCAGCUUGCAGUAGCAAUGGAGGCAGCGUUGCAAACUAUGUGGUAAUUAAAAAUAGACAAAACCAUUCCUUGCAGUACAAGACACUUCCAAUAUUAUUCAAUGCCUCACAUCUCAGAAGAUGAAAAGGAGAAUGGUUCUGGAAACAAUGGAAACACUGAAAAGAAACCUGGGAAAGAAUCCUCAGAAGCUUCUCUUCGUGAUCCUAUAAAGUCGUACUGCAUCUCAGAUGCCUCAACUGUUUCUUUGGUGUCCAGGGGAGAUGGACAUUACCCAUGGGGAUGUCCUGUGACUCAUACACGAGAGAAAUUUUAUACCAUUUGCUCAGACUAUGCUUUUUUAAACAGAGUAACAUCUAUUUGUAAAAGCCCAAGUGCUUCAGUUAGUGCCUGCCUGUCAGGCAGUGCUGCCUUAAAUGUUGGAAAUAACACACCUAGCUUGCUGGGCAUUCAAACUGGUGCUUCAGAGAUAAUCUACAGUGAAGAUGCUAACUUGGAAACCUUGUCUGGCAGCCUUGGAAAGCUUCCGCUGGCAUGGGAAAUUGACAAAUCAGAAUUCAACAGCGUGACUGCGAAUCAUAAAAACAAAGCAGGCAACAUGAAGAAACAAGUGGCAAAGAAAAAGUCCUCGGACAAAAAAAGCAAACAGUACAAGGAGUGCCCUCAGCUCUCUGCUCUUGAAGAUGUGAAGGAAAGGAAAGUGUUGGACCUUCGAAGAUGGUAUUGUAUUAGUCGACCUCAGUACAAGACUUCUUGUGGAAUUUCUUCAUUAGUGUCUUGCUGGAAUUUCUUGUAUAGUACACUGGGGGCUGGCAGUUUACCACCUAUUACUCAAGAAGAAGCUUUGCAUAUAUUGGGUUUUCAACCCCCAUUUGAGGAGAUUAGGUUUGGUCCCUUCACUGGAAAUACGACUUUAAUGAGAUGGUUUAGGCAAAUAAAUGAUCACUUCCAUAUCAAGGGUUGCUCAUAUGUUCUUUAUAAACCUCAUGGAAAGAACAAGACAGCUGGAGAAACUGCUGUGGGGGCCCUUGCAAAGCUAACGCGUGGACUGAAAGAUGAAUCAAUGGCCUACAUCUACCAUUGCCAAAACCACUAUUUUUGUCCAAUUGGAUUUGAAGCAACCCCAGUAAAAGCUAGUAAAGCAUAUAGGUUGCUGGAUUUGGACUCGGGAGACCUGGGUUCGGUUCCCAGUUCAACCACAGACUUCCGUUGUGAUUUUAGAGGUCGUGUUUUGCAGCAAGAAGUAGAAUACUGGAUCUUAAUUGGAGAGCCGAGCAGAAAACAUCCAACAAUACACUGUAAAAGGUGGGCAGAUAUUGUCACUGACCUAAACACCCAAAAUCCAGAGUACCUAGAUAUUCGACACCUAGAGAGAGGACUGCAGCAUCGGAAAACAAAGAAGGUUGGAGGAAAUCUUCAUUGCAUCAUCGCCUUUCAGAGACUUAACUGGCAAAGAUUUGGUCCUUGGAAUAUUCCAUUUGGAAGUGUCAGACAGGAUAAGCAAUCCCUAACACAAGGACAAGGUAUUGCCAAAUCUGAAAGUGAAGACAAUAUCUCUAAAAAACAACAUGGACGACUGGGUCGAUCUUUCAGUGCUGGUUUCCAUCCAGAGUCUACGUGGAAAAAAUCUAGUCUUCGUGAGAGAAGGAACAGCGGGUAUCAGAGCUAUAAUGAUUAUGAUGGAGAUGAUUAGAAUGAACUUCAGGUAAUAGAGUUUAUACAUCAAAGUCAGUUUUAAUCAACACAGAGUAGGGGUUUAUUAGUCCUAGGAUACAUAUGAAUAGAAAAUAUGGUAUAAAAUACAGCUUUGUAAUCCUUAGAUCAGUUAUGAAUUAUACGGUUGCAGUGGAUGGCAUCUGAUACAUGAACUGACAGAUAAGCACAGAUUAUUGUACUUUUGUAAUCAAAAGCAGAUAUGACAGCUAAAUCAAUCACUUACUUUGAAAUGACUAUAUUAUAUCCUGAUCUGUGAGAAUAAAACAGCAGAUUGAAA